GUUGUUGCUAUAGCAGUGGUAUGGUUGUUUUGUAAGACUGGAGAAGAGAAAACGUCAGCCUCGAUUACACAACAAGAAGUUCAAUUAGAGGUUCGUGUAGAGAACAUCCGGAAUCCUGAGGACUACAUGCGGAGCCUGAGGACUUCAUCGAACAGAUAGCACGCAAGUCAGGAUGGCCUGCUGAAGGGUGCGGAGCCAGGUGUCAGCUCCAUGUCCAAAAUGAUCCUCAACGACUGGCAGCGAGGCAAGAUCCCAUACUUCGUCCGGCCACCAGAGUCACAGGAUCACAGCAGAGCUGAGACAACAGACACACCAACACCUACACCAGAGGUCAAGGGGAAGGCCAGUAGGAAGAAGCAGCCGAAGGUGAUGCAGGAUCUUAAAGAGGAUCCCUGUGGUGCCAACAUUCAGGAGGAUGGUGGGAGCAGUGCAGAGGAGGAGGACAGUGAAGGGGAGGGCAGUGUUGGAGAAGACAGUGCUGGGGAGGACAGUGAUGAAGAUGUGGCAGUGGAUGAGACUAAAGGAGAACAGAAUCAAUCAAGUGAGGAAUCUUGUACAGUUCUGGACAAGUCCUCCUCUCAUGCUGCCAAGGACAAUGUGAGGGCAGCUGGCAGGAAGAAGACACAGAGAUCAUUGGCAAAUCGAAGGGAAUCCAAAGAUAUGAAAUCUGAAUCUGGGAAGCUGGAGAAGAAGCAAGUGGGGCAGGAGCCAGCAGGGUCUGAAGUCAACAGUGUGGCCAGCGGGAAGUGGACUGUCACAGCUCUUCCAGCACAGACGAGUACUGAUCGCAGGAAACCAGCUCAGACGGGGGAAGGCUGUCUUUACGAACUGAAGGAGACGUCAGCAGUGACUUGUGUCGACGUGGUAGACCCUGGAAAACGGGGACAGAAAAAGCAAACCAAGAAACGAAAACUUCAGGAGGAGUCUCCGCAACCAAUGAACAGUAAACAGCGCCGACGUCUAGAGCGGGAUUCCAGGAAACAGAAGAUCGGUGUUCACUUCUACUCCAAUGUAAAGAACCGUAGCUACCGGUAGAGUUGAGGACUAGAGAUUCCUGUAUUAUUGCGGGGUGUACCAUAUGUAUGUCAAUAAAACUGGUUUUGUUA
This is a messenger RNA of Haliotis rufescens (red abalone), 1106 nucleotides long. Its product is annotated as nucleolar GTP-binding protein 2-like. The coding region runs from base 211 to 1035 and encodes 274 amino acids. The transcript has 6 exons. The record is from RefSeq and is a predicted model, not a curated record. NCBI's taxonomy places the organism in Eukaryota, Metazoa, Mollusca, Gastropoda, Lepetellida, Haliotidae.